UGACCCCACGGCCCCCGACAAGCACUGUGGUUAUCGGUGAUCCCAUGCUUGCUUCUGCUGACUACGCCUGCGCCAGCUGCAGCCUCAGUAGGUUUUUGAAACAUGAAUCCUUCACUCUUUCUCGCUGCUCUUUGCUUGGGAAUUGCCUCAGCUGCUCUAAAACAUGAUCAAAGUUUAGAUGCACAUUGGAACCAGUGGAAGUCAACGUACAAGAAACCAUAUGCCGUGCAUGAAGAAGACUGGAGGAGAGCAGUAUGGGAGAAGAACAUGAAGAUGAUUGAACUGCACAAUCGUGAAUACAGCCAGGGAAAACAUGGCUUCACAAUGGCCAUCAAUGCCUUUGGUGAUAUGACCAAUGAAGAAUUCAGGCAGGUGAUGAAUGGCUUUCAAAACCAGAAACGUAACAAGGGGAAGAUGUUCCAUGAACCUGUCUUUGGUAAUAUCCCCAAAUCUGUGGAUUGGACUCAGAAAGGCUAUGUGACUCCUGUGAAGAAUCAGGGUGAGUGUGGUUCUUGUUGGGCCUUUAGCGCAACUGGUGCCCUAGAAGGACAGAUGUUCCGGAAAACUGGCAAACUUGUCUCACUCAGUGAGCAGAACCUGGUGGACUGCUCUCAGCCUGAAGGCAAUGAAGGCUGCAGUGGUGGCCUGAUGGAUUCUGCUUUCCAGUAUGUUAAGGACAACGGAGGCCUUGACUCAGAGGAAUCCUAUCCAUAUCUUGCAACGGACACACAAGACUGUCACUACAAGCCCGAGUAUUCUGCUGCCAAUGACACUGGCUUCGUGGACAUCCCUCAGCAGGAGAAGGCACUGAUGAAGGCAGUGGCAACCGUGGGUCCUAUCUCUGUUGCUAUUGAUGCAGGCCAGACGUCCUUCCAGUUCUACAAGUCAGGAAUUUAUUACGAUUCGGACUGCAGCAGCAAGAAUCUGAACCACGGUGUUCUGGCGGUUGGCUACGGCUUUGAAGGAACAGACUCAAAAAACAAUAAAUAUUGGCUUGUCAAGAACAGCUGGGGCACAAGUUGGGGCACAGACGGGUACAUAAAGAUGGCCAAAGACCGGAAAAACCACUGUGGAAUCGCCACGGCAGCCAGCUACCCCACCGUGUGACCUGAUGUGCCUGGAUAAUGAAGGAUCCAGGACAGCCUUUCCAAAUAAUGGAUUUUUACCUUAAAACUGACCAACCCUUAUUGUCAGGGAUAAAACACUUGAAUCAUUGAGGAUCCAAAUUGUGAUUUGAAUUCUGUGACAUUUUUACACUGGUAAAACGUUACCACUACUUUUAUUACUGCUGUAAACAGGUUUGUAAUAUCGACUCGUUGCUUAAAAACUUCUGAAUUUUCAUUGAAAAAAAUGUCUAUCUAGUCUUAUCUUUUUAAAUAAAAGUUAAAUUUCAC
Messenger RNA from Trichechus manatus latirostris (Florida manatee), 1394 nucleotides. Its product is annotated as cathepsin L1-like. The coding region runs from base 103 to 1107 and encodes 334 amino acids. Gene Ontology annotation, molecular function: cysteine-type endopeptidase activator activity involved in apoptotic process; cysteine-type endopeptidase activity. The record is from RefSeq and is a predicted model, not a curated record. Lineage: Eukaryota; Metazoa; Chordata; Mammalia; Sirenia; Trichechidae. Gene Ontology annotation, cellular component: lysosome. The transcript has 8 exons. Gene Ontology annotation, biological process: immune response; positive regulation of apoptotic signaling pathway; positive regulation of peptidase activity.